UAAAGCAUAUUUCUUGUUCUGUUUUUGCUCUUGCGUAGAGCUUUUAAGUCACUGUCAGUUAGUAAAAAUAACAUGUAAAAUAACAGAAGACUACAGACGGAUAAGUGUUUUAAUGGCCAUAAAUAGCAUUAUGAUAAGUUCAGUUUUAUAUAUAAACAAGUGUUGAUUUAUUGUCCAUUUUGUAAGGUGAUCAAAUAAAGCCCGUUCGCGAGUAUUAUAAAAUAUGAUUAGCCUAAUAUUUAGGAGUCUAAAUUUUGCUAGUGUUAAUUAAAUACACGCCUAAUUUUGAUAGAGCUACACAGCCCAUUAUAUAAAAGUUAUGGAUGAGAAUCUAAGCCGAGGAUACAUCCAGCUGGGAAAAGCUCGUGGUGGAAAUGAUUUUAGAUUUACAAAUGGAUUUAGCCACCUUUCACCUCCAAUUGACAAGUGCAAUUGUAUUUAUCUUGCUCUCGUGUUAGCUGGUGUUGGAUUCCUUCUUCCAUAUAACAGUUUCAUCAUAGCAGUGGAUUAUUUCCAAGCGAGGUACCCCGGCACUACCAUAGUGUUCGACAUGUCUCUCGUCUACAUUGUGAUGGCGUUCUUCGCAGUGCUUGCCAACAAUGUCCUGGUGGAAACACUUUCUCUCAACACAAGAAUAACAUUUGGUUACCUUGUGUCGUUUAUCACGCUUCUUUUUGUGGCUACCUGUGAGAUCUGGUGGGAAAUAUUUGGGGCGGCCACUUCUUACACCAUCAACCUAGUAGCAGUGGCUGUCGUCUCACUGGGAUGUACAGUCCAGCAGUCCAGUUUCUAUGGCUACACCAGCAUGCUGCCCAGCAGAUAUACUCAGGCUGUCAUGGCGGGGGAAAGUGCAGCCGGCUUCCUGGUCUCCAGCAACCGCAUCCUGACCAAGCUGCUGCUGGACGACCAGCGCAUCAACACCAUCUUCUUCUUCGUGAUGUCGGUGAUGAUCGUGGCGCUGUGCUUCUGCCUGCACCAGGUGGUGCGUAAGACCGACUUUGUGCAGUUCUACAUCACGCUGUGCCGGGAGUCGCGCAAGAUCGUGCUGGAGCCCACCGAGGACGUGGGGCUGAUGGACCCCACGGAGCAAGGGGAGGGCGGCACCAAGAACCAGUACGGCAUGCUGAAGCUGCAGCAGAGCCCCCUGGCGACGGACUCGGCCACGAGCAGCUCGGAGAACAACGCGGCGGCUGGUGCCGGCACCCAGUUCUCUCCGUUCAGCUUCUCGAACCCUGUGUACGAGCCCACGGCGACCAGCGUUCCCAGCACGGGGCCCACCUACAAGGUGGAGGAUGUGGUGGUCCGCAUGCGCAGCAACUACGGGACGUCCCAGGCCAAGGCCUGGGGGGGCUUGAGAAGGGGCCUGGUAGCUCGCUGGGAGGUGGCCAAGACUGUCUGGCCAUACAUGCUGUCCAUCGGCCUGGCGUAUUGUGUGACCUUGUCCCUGUACCCGGGCAUCGAGUCAGAGAUCGUCAGCUGCAAGUUCGGCAACUGGAUGCCCGUCAUCCUCAUGGCCAUGUUCAACGCGGCGGACCUGGUGGGCAAGAUUCUGGCGUCGGUGCCGUACGACUGGUCGCGCGCCCAACUCAUCAUGUUUGCGUGGCUGCGCACGCUGCUCAUCCCGCUGAUGCUGCUGUGCGCGAUGCCACGCGGCAACCCGCUCAUCCCACGUGAGGGCUACCCCAUGCUCUUCUCCAUCCUGCUGGGGGUGAGCAACGGCUUGGUGGGCAGCGUUCCCAUGAUCCAGGCGCCCAGCCGCGUGCCCGAGGAGCACCGCGAGCUCACUGGAAACAUAAUGACACUUUCAUACAACAUGGGGCUGACCACUGGCUCGCUGGUGGCGUACUUGCUGGACUCCCUUCUGGGGCCACCGCUCCUCUUCAACGGCUGCGUGAAGCCCACCGCGGCCCGUGCGCCGACCCAGAGCACCGCGGCGCUCACCUUGGCCGCCCUCACCACGGCCAGGAGCCCCAGCCUCCGCCCGCCCACCGCGGCCGUCCCGACGAACACGACCCUCUUGCUGGCCUCGACGGUGCUCGCCACCCUGGCUGGGUCCGAGCUCCCGACGCUGCCCUCCGUCGCAGAUGUCUCCGCCACCGUCGCGGCAGGGCUGCUCAACGUCACCCUGUUGGAGCAGUAGGCCCCGUUCGUCUGCCGGGGCUCUCGCGGCCUUCGAAUCUCGGCCAUGGGCAUCCUUGAUGCCCCUCACACCACCACUGAGAAUGAAAAGGUGUUCAUAAAUGCAAAACUAUAUUCCUUUUUAGUGAAAUUUUAAUUUCCAUUGAAAUUUCACUGUCAAAGCAAUCCUAUGAUUUAAUUUAGGAUCCAAGCAUUUAAUAUUUGUUAAUUUUAGAAAAGUAUUACUCAUUUUAUGCUCUCAAAAAUUGGUUCAAGUGUUUUUUUAAAGGAAAUCUUGCCUCAACACAA
This is a messenger RNA of Bacillus rossius redtenbacheri, 2427 nucleotides long. It is a transcript of the gene Ent3, whose product is annotated as equilibrative nucleoside transporter 4. Gene Ontology annotation, molecular function: monoamine transmembrane transporter activity; nucleoside transmembrane transporter activity. The coding region runs from base 320 to 2140 and encodes 606 amino acids. Gene Ontology annotation, biological process: nucleoside transmembrane transport. The record is from RefSeq and is a predicted model, not a curated record. Gene Ontology annotation, cellular component: plasma membrane. NCBI's taxonomy places the organism in Eukaryota, Metazoa, Arthropoda, Insecta, Phasmatodea, Bacillidae. The transcript has 9 exons.